AUUUGAUUAACUACAUCUAUUGUUCUACAGCACUGGAAAGCUAAACACGAGUUUAACUCCCAUCUUUGGAAGCCUAUUUCCUGUCUAUGCUAAAUCUAGAGAGUAAAAACAACAAGGGAGGAGUGAAAAAUGAUACAGUCUGAGCUGAAUACCAUAGGCGUGGUUCUUAAUUCUUUUCUCAUGCACUCAAGGGUCUUUGUGCCUGAAACUCUAUCUUCUUUCGUUUUCGAAUGAACAAAGUAGAUCUUAUGCUUAUUUAAAUUAUAGUUUAGCAGGUCGUGGUUUAUGGUAGAAGUACUUGAAUAUGGUGACGAUCAGCACUGAUACUGAGGAGAGCUUGAGAGAAAAAAUGGAGAAUCAGAAACCAAACACACAACUGCUACAAGACGUGUUGUGUGAUUCCUGUAUGGAGACCCCGAGCAAAGCGCUCAAAUCCUGCCUGACGUGUCUGGUUUCCUACUGCAAAGCCCACCUCAGACCCCAUCUGGAGAAUGCCAAAUUUCAGAACCAUCGUUUGGUGGAUCCACUCCAUGACACUGACCGUCAGACCUGUGAGGUUCAUCAACUUCCCCUCGAGAGCUUCUGUUUUCUGGAUGGCUGCUGCAUCUGUGCGGAAUGCGAGGGUCAGGAGCACCACGGGCACGAGACAAUAUCUGUGGAGGAAGCUCGAGGAAACAUUGAGACUGAACUCCUGCAGAAACAACAGAAAAUCACUCAAACUGUCUCAGAUGUAGAGAAAGUGAUACUAAAAUUACAAAGCAAUGGCGUUUUAAUUAAGUCUUCAGUACAGGAGCUGUGUGUUAUGGUUGAAGAGCAGUUCACCAAGCUGCAGAAAACUGCAGAGGAGGCCAGAACCAGGGUGGAGGCGGUGCUGAAAGGACAGCAGAACCAAGCUCUGAGACAAGUAGAGGGCAUACAGGCACAUCUGGAGCAGAAGAGGGUCGAGAUGAUGAAAACUGCAGCCAAGAUGAACAAACUGUCUAAGAGCAAAUCUGAUGUUGAUUUUCUAAAGGAUUACACAGAGUGGGGAAAAAGAUUGCCAGAUGUAUGCAUCCCCACUGUGCACAUCAGUCGACUGGACCAUUUACAACAAUGCGUUCAAGCAGUGACUGAUGUAACUCAGGAGCUGUGUGGCCUGAUUUUGGACUCCUACAGUGAAAAAAUUAGCUCCAUCUGCAAAAGUGGUGCUAAACACUUCAUGCAAGAGUGUGCGCCAUCUUCUCUGCCUGAUCCUGUGAACCAGGAGGACUUUUUGACAUACACAACGAGAUUGACCUUUGACCCUGACACGACUCAUCAUUUUCUACGUCUGACAGCGGACAACCGAAAGUUAACCAACACCAGCCCCUGGCAACACAGCUACCCUGACCACCCCAGUCGAUUUAAAUAUUGGCGUCAGGCCUUGACAUUGGAGAGCCUCUACUUGGGGAGAUAUUACAUUGAGGCAGAGCUGAGUGGGGAGGGCGCCCACAUUGGAGUCACUUACAAAAGCAUAGAUCGUAAAGGAGAGGAAAGCAGUAGCUGCAUCACUGGGAAUGAUUUUUCUUGGUGCGUUGGAAGAAACAACAGAGGUUUCUCUGCCUGGCAUGCUGGGGAGGAGACUUCUUUGGAAGUCUCAGAAGUCACCAAGGUUGGCAUAUAUCUGGACUUUCAACGCGGCUCAGUGUCUUUCUACGAUAUAACAGGCCCUAUGAUGCUACUCUACACAUACAUUACUGACUUCAUAGAGCCCCUAUAUGUUACGGCCUGGCUGUCAAAGAAAGACAAUGUUGUGACUCUGGUUCAUGCAAAAUGACGGCAACACGUUUUCUGCUGAGUUAUAAAUAUCUACGGAGGUUUCAUAAUACGGGCAAAAAUGUAGUGUGUCAGUGGCAGGUAAUUCACAUGCAUGUCAACGAAUGAGAAAUUUAUAACCACCUUGUGCAUAAUCUUGUAAACAUACGAGUCAUAUACAUCAGUGGAUUGUUUCAAAUCUUCUGCAGCUUUAUUGCUGUUUUACUGCCAUGGAAUGUAAUGUAAAUAAUGGGGAGAGAGCCAAACACAAUAACUCACAAUGUCACUUUUUCUCUUUAUAUUUUGCUUUAAUUAAUUAAACUCCUUGUACAGCACUAUUACAUGAUCAGUUUGAUAAUACUAAAAUCUAUGAUCAUUCUGUAUAUUUUAAGUGCAUGCUUACAUUUAAUCAGGAAACUGUGUGAAAAAUCUACUUUAAACUGUAAAGUCGGUUUCAUUCUCAUCAUACGCUGGAUUCACAAAAUGAACUCCGGUCUGUGUGAUGAUGAUGGAAUCGGUGCUGCUCACACCGGGAAUGUUACUUAGCAUGUCAGGCUUAUCAAAUAUCGGGUUGUCAAAUCCACGGUCAAUGGCCCCAUUGAGGUCGUCAUCAACGUUGAUGUUCCUCUUGAAGAGGUUUAGAGUUGGCAAUGAGGGCAUUGCAGGCAUUGAGGGCAGUGGAGGCAUCUGUACAACUCCCUUACGGAUUAGCACAACCACAAUCACUACAAGUGCAAUCACAAGUAAAACUCCACACACAGCUCCAACCACAGUCCCUGCAUUGCUUCCAGGCUCACUACUUGCUUGAAUGUCAGCUCCUGUUAUUCCCAAUUUGGAGCCAUGAACUUUGAUAUCUUGGAUCAUGUCCUGAGCCAGAGCUUCUGAUAGCUUCCCUGUCUCUCCAUCCAGAAUAACGACCUGUAUUUCAGGGGAUGAUCCAUAGGGGAUUAUUCUCAUCAAUUGCUGUGGCUUCAAGACUUUAGACAUGCCCAGCUGAAUGGACUUGUAUUGUGGAAGUAUGAGAAAAAGGUGACGGAUUCGUUCUCUGUAGUUCUGCAGGUUGAAGCCAUCAGUAUAAUGGAUGGUAACAACGGCACCACACACCUCACAGCAGUGUCCAACAGGAAGCAGGGGGGUCUCACACCUCAAAGAGCCACAGGUUACUGCACUGCAGAUACGUUCAUGAUUGACAGAGUUCCCACAGUCACAGCCAGUAGGAUCCCCACAACCUGGGUUGCCAACGGUGACAGCUGAUGACCCAUGAAACUGCAGCUGCCCUGAAUCUGAGCUUAGAUACUCUGAGAACUCAGAUUUGCUUUCAAAUACCUUUCCCAGCACAGACAAAGAUUUGACAGGGAUGGUGUUCUGGUUGGAGCUGGUGUCCACGCGGAAGGAGGAGAGGGCUUUGAACACAACAUCAUCCUGCUGACAAGGGACCAUCUCUUCAUGCACAGAGAAGAGGAAAUUUCCGUCCAGCAGGUCGUUCUGAGUGGCAGCUGUUUGCCACAGAGUUGGAUUAAGCCAUUGCAGAGCCUCUGAGUUUUUGAACUUGGUCUUCACUCCUGUUCCACAAUCUGGGUCCUGUCCGGCGACAACAUAAAAACCAGCUCCCGAAUUCAGAAUAAUCUCUCCAUCCAUCGGUAGCAUCAUCUCCUGCACGGCGUGAUUGGUCUCCACAAACACAGACACCUUCCUCUGAGAUGAAAACUGGACUAUGUCACUGCCACACGGAACAUCUCCUUUAUCCCAGUUGGUCUUAUUCUCGUAGUUGGUAUUAGGAAUCCACUGUUUGUAAAGGGCAUUUGCUGCCCCAGCAAAACAGAGGAUAAGUAGCACUUGUGGCAUUUUCGACAUCUUGAAUAUUUGUGGCAGUGGAAGGAAAUUUUUUUGACCUUUGAGUCCAACCUUGUGACAAACAUGAGACCAGCUCCACAUACUGCUAAAGUUCAUGAGCUCAUCCUGUUCAGGAGCAGGUGACCUGUCAAUAUUUACACCUUCUGAUGUGACACUCCUGCAAUAUGAACACCCAUCCAAACUAUCCUUAAGCUCUUUUUUCUGUGGUCAAAACAACUUGUAAGAAGGUUGAAAUAAUAUGUAACAUUUUAAAAGACUAAAUUAUGGCUUUAGGUUGCUUAUUUUCUGCUUUUCACAAAGAAAUAAAUAAUAAUAGUUAGCAAUAUAGGUUUAAUAAAUAAAAAGUUGACACUGGAGGUAAUGUGCAUUUUUGCAAAGAAUAUGACUUUUCAUGACUACAUUAGCCAAAAAAAUCCAUUAUUUAAUUAUAAAUCAGAAUAAACUGGACAUAAAGAUGAUCCUACUGUAACUACUUUAACUAUUCUGACUGAUCUGCAACAUAAAAC
Cyprinodon tularosa is the source of this 4133-nucleotide messenger RNA. Its product is annotated as tripartite motif-containing protein 16-like. NCBI's taxonomy places the organism in Eukaryota, Metazoa, Chordata, Actinopteri, Cyprinodontiformes, Cyprinodontidae. Gene Ontology annotation, molecular function: protein binding; zinc ion binding. The coding region runs from base 305 to 1795 and encodes 496 amino acids. The record is from RefSeq and is a predicted model, not a curated record. The transcript has 6 exons.